This is a messenger RNA of Chaetomium globosum CBS 148.51, 369 nucleotides long. RefSeq lists its product as uncharacterized. The record is from RefSeq and is a predicted model, not a curated record. The transcript is spliced from 2 exons. Lineage: Eukaryota; Fungi; Ascomycota; Sordariomycetes; Sordariales; Chaetomiaceae. Bases 1 to 369 code for a protein of 122 amino acids.
AUGCGGAUCAGCCUCCCACUGGCCCAGCGCCAGCUGCACACCCUCCCAAGUCUCCUUCUUCUCCUGCUGCGCGGCCCUCGCUUCCUCCUCAUCCAAACGCACGGCCUCCAUCCCGGCCGCUGGGGCCAGGCGCCAUGGCGGCGCCAGAAGGUGAUUAGGGAGAAGAGGAUGUUGUGGUACGAGUCAAGCGCCUGUUCUUCGAGAAGGAUGCGGGAGGUUGUUGUUGUUGUUGUUGUUGUUGUUGUUGUUGUUGUUGUUGUUGUUGUUGUUGUUGUUGUUGUUGUGGUGGUGGGAGUGGUGGUGGUGGCGUCAUCGUCAUCCAAGGGGAGGAGGUCGAAGAAGCGGUUGGCGAGGGCGAGAUUGUGGUAG